Penicillium cataractarum is the source of this 537-nucleotide messenger RNA. RefSeq lists its product as uncharacterized. NCBI's taxonomy places the organism in Eukaryota, Fungi, Ascomycota, Eurotiomycetes, Eurotiales, Aspergillaceae. The transcript is spliced from 3 exons. Bases 1 to 537 code for a protein of 178 amino acids. The record is from RefSeq and is a predicted model, not a curated record.
AUGGCAGACGGACUCAACCAGGCUCGCGCAGUGCGAGUGGCCGAACUGAUCAACGACUAUCGCACAUUGCUGUUGCACAUCUCUCAGCAGCAAGUCGACGCUUCUGCCGAGGAAUACUACGAAGAAGGAUUCACCGUCCUCCGAGAAUGUCACGCUGCCGCUCAACGUCUGGUCAGCGCCAACUAUCAGCCAUGCCCGAUGACGGGGAGAGGUAACGCGGAUACGGAGAAAGCAGAGCUUCAAAGGGUUAUCACCGAUAGCAGCGCUCGCCGAUUCCAAGCACAUAAGAUUUACCUUCGAGCUGCGGCAGCACGACGAUGGACCAUGACUCGAGCGAACAUUCUCCGCGGCCAGCGACCAACAUCCGCACAUGCGCCAGCCCUGAAAGCCGCACACGUUACGCUACAACAGGAAUUGGGUCGCGUCACUGACCAGCAUGUUGUCUCUGAUCUUCGAGCUGCCGACCUGCGGGCAGGCCAUUGGCUUGAUGAUGAUCCGUCCUUGGAUACGAUUCUGCGCUGGAUUGCGGGUCGGUAG